GACUGGUUCAGUCUCACACACACACACACACAUUCUACACGGGUUGUAGUCCUGCGUGUCCUUGACGUCCUACACAGUGAACAAACUUUUAACUAUUCUGUCAUCUUUAAUAACUCAGGAGAAUGGGGGUUCUCAUGUCGAAAGCUAUGGACCAGAACCUGAAGAAGCAGCAGGAGUUCAUGCUGAACAAUGCCAGACUGCAGAUGGAACGACAGAUUCUCAUGCAGAACGAGAUGCGAGAGCGACAGAUGGCUAUGCAGAUCGCCUGGUCCAGAGAAUUUCUUAAAUACUUUGGGUCUUUCUUCGGCCUGGCGGCAGUCGGCCUCACCGCUGGAGCCAUAAAGAGAGGGAGACCGGGUCUGUUUGUGCCGGUGGUGCCGCUCAGCUUCAUCCUGGUGUAUCAGAUGGACAUGGCGUACGGAUCUUUCAUCCACCGUAUGAGAGGGGAAGCCGAGAGCAUCAUGGUGGCUGAAGCGGAUCGGCUGAGUUUGCCUCACGGACAGCCGUCGUUUGACAGCAUCGAGAAAAAGCGCAGAGCAAACUCCCACCUCCCUCCUAUCUUGGAGAAAUGAGGGACACUUUUAGUGGUAGUGAGUCUGGGAGUGGGAAUGAGAGGGUGGUGAUCAAGAUGUUUUUGUACUCUGACAGGGCGCUCUGAAGUUCUUAAUUUAUCAGAAUUUAAAGUUUUAACUAUUGAUCAUAAGUUUGAUGCUGAUAAGCUCAGCGAGCAAGGUAAAGAAUCAUGGCUUUAACAAAUAAUUGGAAUAUCUUCCUAUCGUCACUUUGGAUCAAAUGCAACUGAUAAGCAUAACAUCUCGACACUGAUUUGAUGUUUUUGAUAAAAAUGACUAGUGCUGGCUACGUAAAAACCCAAAGUGGAUUAUAUUGCAAUAGUGGCGCGGUAUGUGCUCACCUUUAAAGAGAAACUGAUGUAUUGCAGUUAAAGAAAAUAAUUCUGUUCAUUCACUUUCAGACCUCACACGCUGGAGUUUCUUUUUUUUUUCCUUGUAUUAUAUAUAUUUUUUAAAAAUAAUAACUAAACUUCAUUAAAACUUCAGAAGCAGGGCAAAUUUUGAGACUGGAACAACUUUAAUAAUCAGGCAUACAGGAGAGACAGAGGAGAUGCUGCUGUUUGUCAUGUUUAAUCUCUCUCUGAUGUCUCAACACAGUUAGAUAGUUCCUUAGCUUCGUAAAAUGGCAAUGUGCUCCUUUUUACUGUUUGCUUCUGAGAAAUAUUAAAUAAACAAUGAGCUAUCUA
Clarias gariepinus (North African catfish) is the source of this 1258-nucleotide messenger RNA. It is a transcript of the gene plgrkt, whose product is annotated as plasminogen receptor, C-terminal lysine transmembrane protein. Lineage: Eukaryota; Metazoa; Chordata; Actinopteri; Siluriformes; Clariidae. Gene Ontology annotation, cellular component: plasma membrane. Gene Ontology annotation, biological process: positive regulation of plasminogen activation. The record is from RefSeq and is a predicted model, not a curated record. The coding region runs from base 123 to 572 and encodes 149 amino acids. The transcript is spliced from 5 exons.